UUAACCUAUCCAUACGUUUAAGGAGCAGUAAGCAGCGCAGAUGUCCUUGUUACGAUGCUCAAACGUUACAUAGAAGUAAAGAGGAAAGUCACGCACCGGUAGAUCCGAAACUAUUUCCCGCGAGAAAAACUACAUGCUGUUAUUUUAGCUAGCAGUGGCAUUUAUCUCAAUACUACAUAACUUAGCUUCUAGCUAUGAUUCCAGAUACGCGAGUCGGCGUUAGUUAUGUGUGCUUAGAUGUAACUGUUUAGCUGUGAAGUCAUUUGUGACCUGUCUACUGUUAUGUAUCCUGAAGUCACAUAUACACGUUAGUACCAUGGACAGAGAGUGUGUAUCGCUGCUGCCCAGUGUGUGUGAGGUGUUGGCUGACUCGGGGAGGUCUCUGCCCGAUGACACCAGCCUGGAGAAACUGUUGGACUGGUUCACAGGGAUCACCAAGGCUGAGGGAUCUCUGCUGAAGGCCUGUCCAUGUCUGCUUGAAUUCAUAUCCACUGUGGGUCACAGCACCGCUUUAGACCCCAGUGUCCUAUCCUUCGCUCUCAAACUCACUGGCUUACUGGCUGCCACCGAGGACGGCUUCAUAAAGCUUCAGGAAUGCUCUCUUCUGGAGCAGGUCUUUAACCUUCAGCACUGGCAAGACGCAGGACUCUGGGAGGAUCCCUGUUUACGUAUUGGCUGGAUCCACGGCUUAAAGAACUUGCUGCAGUGCCCUAAGGCUCUCAGUUUUUUUGUACAAUCAGAUUUCAUUGAACCGCUCCUACAACUCCAGACAGACUCAAGUCUAUUCGUUGCCUCGGCUGCCAAUCAGAUGCUCGCCCACAUCCUGCUCUUCUUUCAGCCAGUCUCAUCUGCAGGAUAUAACGCCAUAGAUGAGAAAGAAGAAGAAGAAGACGGUAGGACACGUACCGCCAUCACAGACUUGGGAACCAGCACACAGUACACUGCUGUUGUUGAGACGAUCACAGAGUACCUCAAGGAGUCGCUAGUUCCCAAAGGAAACAGACAGCUACAUCAGAGUCUGCAGAUCCUCAAACUGUUGGCCCUGCUCCUGGCCCAGGCCAGGCCUCCUCUCCGGGACAAGCUGCUUCAGACAGUCACAGAUUCUCUGGAGGAGCUGGUGACAGCAGGCUGCAGUGUACUCACACUGCCUCUGAUGGACGUCAUUCUGGCUGCAUACAGCAGCUCCGGCACUGAUGAACGUGUCCCAGACCAACGCGUCAGCCGUCUUCUGUCAUCCAUGUUGAACAUUAACAAACCUGCUGACCUCAUUCAUGCUGCAGCUGCUUUUCUUCGCAGAAGUCGGCACCAUGAUGCUGUCCACACAGCCCGGACUGUGAGAAUAUUGCUGCUACCCCUUGACAUUAUAACUGGUCAGACUCUACUGGGCACAAACACCACUGCAGGCGAGGAUUGGUUUUCAAUGAUAGAGCAGCUGAAGAGUAAAUCCUCCUGCGUCUCUGUGAUCUGCGUCUGUCUGACCAACACACCACAGAUCGCACUCAAGCCUUCUGGUGUCCUCCCCUGUUCUUCAGCUUUAAUUAUCACUGCAGUUCUGUCACUGUUAAGGAUCUGCAGUGGCGUCUCUUCCUCCUCAUCCACUGGUUGUAGUGAGGUCUGCAGGAAUGUAAUCGGCAGUGGCAAAGUUCAGAAAUGUGCUCUAGAGGCUCUGACAGCUCUCAGCAGCAGCCCAGGAGCAAAGGAGAAGAUCAGUGAAGUGUUCACAGUUCUGACACAAUAUCUGAACAGUCCUGAUUCUGACCCAACUGUACUGCACAAGUCUUACCAGGCCUUAGUAAAAUGGAUAAGUAUGUGCACAGACCUCUCCUUUAUGACAGACCAGCUCAGACAAGAUCUUGUCGAGGUAGUGGAGAAACGUGUGUGUGACAUGCGUUGGGAGGUGAGAGACUCGACGGUGGAGUUUCUGGGUCACCUGGCAGGCGUGCGUGUCUUGCUGAAGUCAGCCGACGAGGAGGUGUGUGACGCGUCUGAGGCUCUGCUGGGCGGCAGCUGUACAACUCCUCUCCUGAAGGAGGCACUGCAGGACACAGAGAGUUAUGUGAGAGCCAGCGCCGUCUCUGCACUGGCAAAGACACUGGCACACAGCUGGCAGCAGGGGGCAGCACUCGCUCUGGAGGAGACUGAAAUAGUGAGCCGGCUCCUUGAAAUCCUGUCCCAGGACACAGAGGGAUUCGCCAGGAGGGCUGUCGUACGAUACUUCAUCUCCUGGUUUUCUUCACACUCCUCACACUCUCCCCCAUCGUCAUCCUCUCUCCUGAUGCAGUGCGUACGCUCCGCCCUUUCACAUGGCAGUGCAGAUCUGGACUGGGAGGUCAAAGUUCACACGCUGGAGCUGGCUGAGCUGCUGCUGGAUGAAGCCUUUUUAGGUCAACGUGGUUACAGGAAGGGCUCAGACGCACGUCGUGCUUUACCGCAUCCCUAUGCUGUAGUUUCUGACCAGGCCUACACGCUUCACACACACUCCGGUGCACUCACAGAGGGUGGGGAGUCUGAUUUGGCCGGAGCAUUGAACAGUCUGGUCGAGCAGGGAGCCAUCUCAGCGUUGUUGAGUGGUCUGGUUGACUGCGAUAGGCCUGUAGGUCUGAAGGCCUGUCGACUGCUGAUAACACUCAGAGAGACAGUCUGCCCUCUUUCAAUAGGGGCAUCAGUUGCCAGGGUGUCCUGUGAACUGCCUGGCCAGGGCUGGGGACAGGAGAUCAGAAAGGUACUGGGGACGAAGAAGAGUGAUCAGGCCAGUGAGGCGGACAUCGCAGCACAGAGAAGGCUCAAUGGAGCAGACGAGAUUCAUUCUGAGGACUGUGGCGAGACUGGAGAGGAGGGUGAUAGUGCGAUUGUUAGUGUGUGUGAGGUGUUGAGGUCUCUGGAUUUAGAAGAGAUGCUCGAUGUCCUGACUCAAAGCAGCGACCACAUCCACAACUCUCCCCUCUCUCUACUGCAGGACAUUCUGACUGCAAGUGCUGCUCAUGCUAAUCCAGACACACAAACAGGGCAAGAGGUCAUAGUUGACUGCUACUGACACACAAACACACACAGACUUUAUGUUUGCUUGCUAUCAGAGAUGAACAGCACACUCUUAACUCAGGUUACAUUUGCCUCUGUGUUCUGAUAUUUUUGUGACUUGAGUAAAAGAUCAUUUGUCCUGAUUUUACUGAUUUAUACAUGUCUGUUGUUUCUAUAGUGGAACACAGCUCUGUGUGCAUUUGUGAACAUGUGAAGGUAUCUUGGAAAUGUCUUUAUAACCUGACGAUACCACAUUUGAGAUUUUUUUCUACAAUUCAUUACGUUAGCUCGCCAGGAUGAUUCAACUGUUGCCUUUUCUGUGGAUCCGCACACUGUCACACUUUGUCUACAGUGGCUGUGAAAUGGAUGACUAAAAAACGUAGUUGAAACAUGUCCUGUAAGAACGAAAGAGAAAAAUACCUUACUACCUUUUAUAUUUGAAAAUAAUCUAACAGAUACUUUGUUGGGACCUUUUUUCAGGUUUCGGUCAGGUAGCAGAACUCUUUCUCUAAACUCUUUCUUAUAUUACCAAGUUUUAUGUGACACAUUAACAGUUUUU
Molecule: messenger RNA, 3577 nt
Organism: Micropterus salmoides (largemouth bass)
Lineage: Eukaryota; Metazoa; Chordata; Actinopteri; Centrarchiformes; Centrarchidae
Gene: brat1
Product: BRCA1-associated ATM activator 1
Exons: 12
Coding region: 317-3034 (905 amino acids)
Biological process (GO): DNA damage response; cell population proliferation; positive regulation of protein phosphorylation
Cellular component (GO): nucleus
Source: RefSeq, a predicted model, not a curated record